Messenger RNA from Aspergillus homomorphus CBS 101889, 1517 nucleotides. RefSeq names its product UDP-N-acetylglucosamine--dolichyl-phosphate N-acetylglucosaminephosphotransferase. The record is from RefSeq and is a predicted model, not a curated record. Gene Ontology annotation, cellular component: membrane. Gene Ontology annotation, biological process: protein N-linked glycosylation; dolichol-linked oligosaccharide biosynthetic process. The transcript is spliced from 3 exons. The coding region runs from base 76 to 1482 and encodes 468 amino acids. Gene Ontology annotation, molecular function: UDP-N-acetylglucosamine-dolichyl-phosphate N-acetylglucosaminephosphotransferase activity. NCBI's taxonomy places the organism in Eukaryota, Fungi, Ascomycota, Eurotiomycetes, Eurotiales, Aspergillaceae.
CGACGCAUGCUGGAGACUGGUCAUAUUCAUACCUUGAAGGCGUAAGGUCGCUAUGCUGAUACUGACCCGUGUGCGAUGACUUCAGACACCUCAAGCUCUCUCUCCCACCGUGAGGCCUGGCGCCUCUUCCUCUUGGUGGGAGCCUGCAUCGGUAUCUUAACCAAUACAUUUCAGGGCGAAGGUGCACCCUUGAUCGCAUCGACUGCCUUCAGUGGCAUUGCAUUUGCAGUCACCUUCAGUAUGAUUCGUUGGCUUGGGCCGACCUUCCUCAAAGCAGGGCUGAAGGGGAGAGAUAUGGCCAAGCCGAAGAGGCCCGAAAUACCAGAGACAAUGGGAGCUGUUUGCUCCAUCGUCUACCUUCUUGCGCUCAUCUUCUUCAUUCCAUUCGCAUUCUACAAAGAUAUUGUGGCAGCUACCUCGGGAGGAGGUAAUCGCGAUGUUGUUGUUGAAGCCCAGCACGUCGAGCAUGGGCGUAUGCUACAUAGAUUCCCUCAUGGAAAGCUUGCCUCCUACCUUUCCGGUCUGCUUUCUCUUCAAUGCAUUGUUAUCCUUGGAAUUGGCGACGAUUUGCUCGAUAUCAGAUGGCGUCAUAAAGUCCUAAUCCCCGCCUUCGGUGCGAUUCCCAUGCUUAUAGUAUACUUCGUGGACUUCGGCGUCACACAUGUGGUAGUGCCCGUGCCUCUGCAGCCCUAUCUGGGUUCCUUCAUUGAUCUCGGAUGGCUGUAUUACGUAUACAUGGCCGCCGUGGCCAUCUUCUGCCCAAAUUCGAUCAACAUGCUGGCGGGGGUCAAUGGAGUGGAGGUUGCUCAAUCUCUCGUGAUAGCGGUCUUGUUGAUUGCGAACGACGCGCUGUACCUUGCGCCUGUGACACCAUACCCGCAUCCUGCGACUGACUCGCACCUGUUCUCGUUAUACUUCCUCCUGCCAUUUGUCGGAGUCUCUAUGGCCCUUCUGUGCCACAACUGGUACCCCUCCAAGGUCUUUGUGGGGGAUACAUACUGCUAUUUCGCAGGAAUGGUCUUUGCUGUUGUCGGCAUUCUCGGUCACUUCAGCAAAACACUGCUCCUCCUGUUCAUUCCCCAGAUCUUCAACUUUUUGUAUUCAACCCCGCAGCUGUUCCAUCUGAUUCCAUGUCCGCGCCAUCGCCUACCCAAAUUCAAUUCCGUGACUGGAUUGUUGGAUGCGUCUGUGACGGAGUGGACGGUACCGCCUUCGCCGCUGAUUGCCGCUGCCCUGAAACUCUUGCAUAGGCUGCGUCUGGUGCGCAUCACAAGAAACGAGAGUGGUCAAAUCACAGAAUCAACGAAUCUCACCAUCCUCAACCUUUGGCUGGUGUGGAUGGGACCGAUGAGGGAAGAUCGGUUAGCAUUGAGCAUGGUCGGCCUGCAGACUGUGUGUGGACUUUUAGGGCUCUUUGUGCGACACCGUCUGGCUCUGCUGGUUUUUCGCGAGGACAACAGAACGUUUGGAGCCCAUGUCUAGCCAUCUCAGAAGUGAUAAUGUAUAUCAGUCCAGCA